CCCACAUCGAAUCUUUAACCAAACUCACCCAUCAACCUCCAAAAAGCGACGACAGUGACCGAGAGGCUCACCAACCAGAUACUACAAAAUACACCUUGUUGUAUCCGAAUAUAACAUAUUGAAAGACUUCUUCAAAGCCCUUAUACGGUCAUCUGACCGCAACAGCUAGCUCAUAUCUUGCUUUGCCAUCUCACGAUCAUCUCACCAUGCCUAUCACAAUCCUCAGUCCUCAGCCUCCCACGCCUCGGAGGCCACAGGCUGUUGCGGCUACAAACUCCGACUCUGACUCCGACUCAGAAGGCGGUGCUGGUGUUGCGGCUGACGACAUUCUCACUCCAGGCGCUGAGAUAACUUCAAAUGCCCAAUGGAUGCGUGGACAUGGUACUUACGUGCCGUCUGGAUCAUCGUCUAUCAAAUCUUCUCUUGCUGGUACCCUCACAAAGACAAACAAGCUGCUCUCUGUGCGGCCUCUCCGAGCCCGUUACACUCCGGAGAUUGGUGACUUAGUUGUUGGUCGGAUCGUCGAAGUUCAGGCAAAGCGGUGGCGUGUCGAUGUAGCCGCGUCUCAGCUUGCCAUUCUCCAAAUUUCAGCCAUCAACUUACCCGGUGGUAUUCUCCGCAAGCGUACCGAGACCGAUGAGCUUCAAAUCCGCAGUUUCUUCGCCGAAGGAGAUCUUGUUGUCGCAGAAGUCCAGCAGCUGCACCAAGACGGCGCCGCGAGUCUCCACACCCGCAGUUUGAAGUAUGGUAAGCUUCGCAACGGUGUCUUCGUCGCUGUCACUGGCACCGGUGGUGGGGGUGGUGUCGUUCGAUCCAAGAGACAGGUCUGGACAAUGGAUGUGGCCAACGCCGGCGGCAAGGUCGAUGUCCUUCUUGGUGUAAAUGGAUACAUUUGGAUCAGCAAGCACAUAGAAAGCGACCCGGCCGCUGAGGCAGCGGGCAUCAAUCGUAUGGAGGAGAAUGUUAGCAGCAAGGUCUACUCGAGUCAGAAUGAUCCCAUGGAAGUGUCGACCAUGCGCGAGAUUGCGCGAAUCCGCAGCGUCAUCCUGGCCCUUGUUGAGAACGGGCUCAAGGUGGAUGAAGAUACAGUGACCAGAGGAUACAGUGAGGCAGUGGAUAUGGUCCGUGAUACCAUUGAUGACGACCUGUACCUGGGAGGCAAGAAGGGACAGCACCUAGCAGCCGUUUUGACUGGCCGUUAAUGCUUGUAUAUUCAAAAAUCUUCUGGCCUAUUGGCAAUCUAAUACAAGAUACCACAACCUCAAGUUUUACUAGACAUGGAGUCAUAGUGUGUGCGCAAUAUCAAGUUUUUGUUAUUUAGUUUGAAUCAUCAACACCUUGAUCAGGCGCAUUAGGAUGUACUUCAGAGAGCAUAGAUGUCGCUACAAUGCUUUACAGAAACUAAGGUAGAACUAUUUGAUCAUUUUACAUGUAACCGUACAUACGAGGGGUAUCCUCCAAUUACCACCGUAACUGCUUUCCAUUUCUCAGCAAAUGGUGUUAGACCACCGAGUCUCGGGGAGCCCCCUUGUUUUAGCAAGGCCUUCUCAUGAUAUAUGACUGACUAAUAAGAGGGAGGGAUUAACUAGAUGAUUAUCGUGUGAGCAAUUGGCUCAGAACACCCUUCUUUGCUUCCAGUAUGGCGGCUGCAACCACGAGGACGGCCCACCUGAGAAGAGCGCCCUUGGACUUCUUUGAUCCGAGACCGAGGACCAGCGCAAUGAAGUAUGUAAUUCCCUUGGUUUUGUUACCGUUGCGAUCAAAGUUAGGUUUUGAGUCGGCAACAGCCUUCAUUCGAUUCAUAACGGGCCACUGGUAUGGCAUGUAUCGCACGCGAAAGAGGAAGUCAGCCCAGUAAGGGACUUCGGCGAUAGUACGCUGAUGGCUAAAAGUUCUGAUAGAGUAGAUGCCAUGAUAGUUGCCCAUUCCAGAUUGGCCAACACCUCCCAAGGGAGACUGUGGAAUCUGAGAGUGGAAGAAGGCAUCGUUACAUGUGGCGCCGCCAGAGGUAACAUUAUCCAGAACUGUGCUGCGUUAGGUAUACUGUCAAAAGAUUGGCGAGGUCAACGUACUCUUAUUGUUCUCGGCCUUGCUUCCAAAGGCGCUAAGAGAGAGAGGCGUCGGGUCAACUGUAUUAGCAAUACCGAUGGCCUGGUCGAGGGAAUCAACCGCCAUCAUUGCGAAAAUGGGGCCAAACGCCUCUUGGGUCAUCAUACUGUCGUUGAUAUCGUCAACAAGCACCGCCGUUGGCUCCAUGAACAGGGUAGAUUCGUCCAUGGAGCCACCCAGGACAAUCUUGCCGUUGGUGCCAUCAAGCAUCUUCUUGAGGCGGUUGAAGUGGCCAGCAUUGACGAUGCGGCAAAGGUCAGGGCUGUUCUUGGCGCCUUGGGGGAAGAAGGUGCGCAUCUGGUUGUUGAGCUCCCCCAGGAAUUGAGAAAGAACAUUUCGCUCGACGAGGAUGUAGUUGUGAGACAUGCAAACCUGGCCUGCAUUGAGAGAUUUCUGCCACAGAAGUCGUCUGGCGGCCAAUUUGAGGUUGGCGUUCUUGGUGACAAAGGCCGGGUUCAAACCACCGAGCUCGAGAAGCACAGGAGUUAGGGUCUCGGCAGCCUUCUGGGCAAUAAUCUUGCCGACUGCCUUGCCACCGGUGAAACAAAUUUUGUCGAACUUCUGCUCGAGCAGAAGUUGAGUCUCGGGCAAAGCACCAUUAACAUAUGUGAAACAUUCGGGGUCCAGGGAUUCGUCAAAGAUCUUCUUGAGCACCAUGGCACAGUUGGGAGAUGAUUCAGAGGCCUUGAGAACAACACAGUUACCACAAGCGAUCGCGCCAAUGACAACAGGGAGGUUGAGCUGAAAAGGGAAGUUGAAGGAUCCAAUGUUAAGGACAACCCCGAGUGGUUCGAAGCGAGUGCGGUGCUUCAUGGCACGAAACUGCAAAGGAACAUUGGGGACAGGCUCAUCGCGUAGCCAUUUCUCCAUGUUAUUGACCAUGUCGAUACAUUCUUGCUUGCACCAAUCAAUCUCGGCCAGAACGGCCUCGUACUUGCACUUGCGAAGAUCUUUGAUAAGAGCAUCUUGCAUCAGUUCAGUGUUGUCGACGAUGGCCCAGUACAGCUUGCGAAUCUGAAUCAUGCGAAACUCUAUGUCUUUGGUGCGGCCUGAUCUGAAGGUCUUCCUCAUGAGAUCGACCUUGGCGGGGAUCUCAUCGAGGGGCGUGUGCUCUAAAGGAGCAAUGGUAUAGGAUGAAUUGUUGUCAGCCAUGUUGAUGAGUGAUGUUGAAAUGUGGUUGGCUGGCAGGAUAGAUUAAGUGCUGACGCCACUGCCUGUGCUUUGGUGGGUGUCGCGGGUUGGGGACGAUGUAUGAUGCGUAAAAGACAACUCGUUGUCUAAGAAAAGGAUGGUGACGAUUUCAGUUGAAGAAGAGUUGAGAAUUUUGGUGUUGGAUUGAAGUGAUGAGUUUGAGAAUGCGUUGAUCUCUCAGAGGCCUUCUCCUAAUUAAUCAGGCUACCUUGCCCAGAAGUCGAGAUUGGGUGGAUUCGUCAGUUCUGGGAGGAAUAUUUAACCAAUAUUUCUGCGCAGCCUCACAAUAUAACAGUCAUAGACCUUAAGCAAGACCGAACCAGUUGCUGAAGCGUCAAAGACUAGGUAGAUACGACCUCGAGAUGUAAUCAAGAAAAUAAAGGAGCCAGGACAAUCAAUUUCAAGGGAUGCAAAUGAGGGGCUCGUUGUAUC
Fusarium odoratissimum NRRL 54006 is the source of this 3732-nucleotide messenger RNA. Its product is annotated as exosome complex component RRP4. Gene Ontology annotation, cellular component: nuclear exosome (RNase complex); cytoplasmic exosome (RNase complex). Gene Ontology annotation, molecular function: RNA binding. The coding region runs from base 207 to 1202 and encodes 331 amino acids. The record is from RefSeq and is a predicted model, not a curated record. Gene Ontology annotation, biological process: nuclear polyadenylation-dependent rRNA catabolic process; exonucleolytic trimming to generate mature 3'-end of 5.8S rRNA from tricistronic rRNA transcript (SSU-rRNA, 5.8S rRNA, LSU-rRNA); CUT catabolic process. The transcript is spliced from 2 exons. Lineage: Eukaryota; Fungi; Ascomycota; Sordariomycetes; Hypocreales; Nectriaceae.